Messenger RNA from Papaver somniferum (opium poppy), 949 nucleotides. RefSeq lists its product as uncharacterized. Gene Ontology annotation, molecular function: chromatin binding. The transcript is spliced from 2 exons. The coding region runs from base 127 to 675 and encodes 182 amino acids. NCBI's taxonomy places the organism in Eukaryota, Viridiplantae, Streptophyta, Magnoliopsida, Ranunculales, Papaveraceae. The record is from RefSeq and is a predicted model, not a curated record.
CUGUCUUAAGUACUACUACGUCAUCUUCUGCUCCACUCUUCCAUCAUUUCGUUACUUUUUACCCUCUCUGGUCUGGUCUUUCUUCUCUUCAGAAGAAAUUUUUAGGGAUUUCAAAAAAAACCCAAAAUGGGAAAAACCAGUCAAAAGAUUCAAAAGCCACUUUUAGAUUUCCGCUCAAUCAAAGAUGAUGCUUGGUACACAGUAGAUAGACUGGUUCUAAGCAAGCAAAACACCGUUCUUACUGUGAAAUUCUCUGGGUUUGAUGAAGAAGAUGAUGAGAAGUUCAAUGUCAAGGGUUUCAAAACAGUGAAUGAGUUGGAUCAGUUUUUGAACAGGUUCCGUCCAGCUUGUGUCCAGGUACAGGAUGGAGAGUGUUAUGAUUUGAGACGUGGAUCGGAUGUCUGUGCAGUACUCGAAGAAGGUGAAAAUGAUCAUAAGUUCUACAAUGGUGUCAUUGAAUCGAUAGAACGUGAACCUCACACACGGAAAGGAGGAGAAGAGAGGUGUUCCUGUAUAUUUGUGUUGGGUUGGCUGGAAGGUCCAAAUGCAAGGUGUACUGAACAGAUGGGGAUUAAACGCAUUUGCAAACUUCAACCAGGAUCCCCAUUAUUUGAUUACUCGCUCGAAUGUUUCAUGAAGAGGUCACGGCAACAUCUUGAUUCACUUUUGAAAUGAUAACAGUAUGCAAGUCGGUAAGGUAAUAGAUGGGUUUGUAGUUUUGUUUUGGUCAGCAGUAAGUUACAAAUAGUAUGGGGUUGGAAACUAGAAAAUUCAGACUUGGUGGAACCGUAUCUCUACCUUUGUAAAUAUUGAUAUCCACUAGCUCAACUCGGUUUUAUUAAUUCCGUAGUAAUGGUUCUUGUUAAGUUGAAACUGAUACCCGCAAGUUUCAUGUUUGUCAAGUUGAAUCAUGAUGUAUCCUCGGCUUCAUAACCAUUUUAUUUCCCCA